AUGAAUGGAAAAAACGCCAAGGGAAAAGAUGGCGCGAGAAAACAAGGAAAACAAGGGAGCCUUAUUGCAAGCAUGUCAUGGUUUGGCUUUAUAACCUUCGAAUGGAUUACCAUCAUACUGAAUAAACUGAAGGCAGAAGACAACUUUACUCUCCCCAAAGUAGAAGAAGAUGCAGCCAUAGAAUACUACGCCUACAAUUUGGGCAAUAAUUUGAGAGGGUUUAAAAAAAGGAGGAGAAAAAAUGACAAUAGUACAGUGAAUUCAAAUGAAGGAUCCCAUAAAAGCAGUUUGAAUGGAAUGUCUAACACAGAGACUUCCUACUCCCUGCAGAAGAGAGGAAUAAUAUUUGCCCUGUUGAAAACCUUUAAGAAUCAGUUAAGUUGUAUUACCUUCUUCUAUGUUAUCCAUACCCUGUAUCUGAUAUUUGUGGCUCUAUGCAUAGAGAACUAUAUACUACUCAUCAGGGGAGAAGGUAACCCAUGGAUCCCCUUUCUCCGGAAACAUAAGGAAAUAGCAUUUGGUUUGUUUCUUAUUGGAGUCAUAUGCUUCGAUUUAUUUUUCGACGCCAUCCUUACAUUCUUUGAUUACCGUUUAAGAUUAAACAUGGAAAUUACUCUCAUGUAUUUUUUGUACAAGAUAAAUUUAGAGAACUUUAGGGGAACAUUAUCUAGCUCUCCAUAUAUUGCGUUAGGAGAUAUGGAAGACACUUCCCCCAUGUUAAAAGGGGAGGAAGAUUCUCCUUCUCCAGAGAUGAACAGACCAGAGGGAGAGACCAAGACAGGGGAUGACCAUUCCGUUAAAGUGGAGGGGGUUUGUAGUGACCGGCUUGGUGGAGAUCCCAUCACCUGUUCAUCAAUCGGGUGUCAGGCAAUUCCGUGUGAUCCGAUAGGGUGUGAAGCAGUUUCAGGUGAACCCAUUGUGAUUGAUACUGUUGUAGAAGAAAAAGGCAGUGUGGGUUCGAAGGGAGAAGUAAAAAUAUCUGACGAUCAUUUGGGAGGCGAGUCAAAGGAGAAGACGAUUAAAAGAGAGAUAUUAUCCCCCAGAGUGGAAGUGGAUUCUACGAAAGUAAAUGGUGAAAGCAAUGAAUACCCAGAUGAAGCAGUUCAAGAGGAAGAUGACAAAAGAGAUAAUGACUCAUGCGAUAUCAACAUCUACAAUAUCAUGUUCGUGGAUACACCAUUCUUAAUCUACUUCAUCAGUUCCAUAAUAGAUUUCUGUAACAUGGUUAUAAAGUUUACUAUUUCUUUCUAUAUGUUUUAUUAUAAGAUGGGUAGAGAAGCAGUAGUGAAUGGAAUUCUGUUGAUAGCAUUUCUGUACAGCCUUAUGUUUGCGUUUGAGUUGGCAUCGAGCGUUUUUAAGAUAAGACACUUGAGAUGUAGAGACUCUAGAAUAAAUAACAUGCAUCACAUCUUAAAGGAAUACAAACUCAUGAAAAUGUUUAAUUGGGAAUCUAUUGCCUUCGACUAUGUUAAUAGACACCGAAAAAAAGAGAUGAAAGUUUGCACAAUUCGAAUUUAUUUAAAUUCCUUAAGUAAUUAUAUUAAUGCGAUUUCCAUGAAUGUUGUGGAAGUAGCAAUUUUUUUUAUUUUUAUUAGAGGAGAGUUAAACAGUAAUAAGCCGAUUAAUGUUAGCUCCAUCAUUACGCCUUUGUUUCUAUACAAAUCUCUAAUAGCCGGUAUGUCAAAUCUACCGAACAUAAUAAAUAAUCUCCUUGAGGGGGCUAUUAACAUUGGCAGAAUCAAUAGGUACAUCGAACACUACAUGUUUCAGUUUGAUCGAGAAGAUCGUAACGGAUACUGCACUUAUAGGAAUGACCACAAGAUUGGGAUCCAAACAUGCUCCACGUUCGGAAGACACAACAAAAUGAAGAGCAACUCGAAUAAGCAUUGUGACGACUCCAACUGGAGGAGUGGAUUUUACAAAUAUUUUUUUUUCAACAAAGGAUACGGCAUGCCGGGAAAGGGGAAGAGCAAUACUAACGGAUACUACUACAGGAGCGAAAAGGGGAACGAUGCACUUGGGGGUGUAGUUGCUGAGAAGGUAACUGGAAGGCUAAGUGGAGUAUCCAUCGGGGGAGGUAAGGGACACCAAGCGAGUGAUGUCAUUUUGAAGAUGAAUGGAUGUUACUUCUCUCCGGAUAAAUCUCCGACAGGAAAAGGUCGCCACUCGCGUGUCGACUCUAACCAGACAGAUGCACUUCUGAAGAAUGUGAAUCUAACGCUGAAGAACAACACCCUUGUGGUCAUUCUAGGAAAUGUGGGUUCUGGAAAGACGCUUUUUUUUAAUUCUCUCUUUGGAAAGUUAAAACUGUCGCAAGGAAAUUGCUACAUCAAGAACUUCGUCCACGACAUGCCGGUGAUGUACGUACCACAGUUCUACUGGGUAACCAUCGGUACUAUUAGAUCCAUGAUCAUCUUUGGAAAUAGGUUCGACCCUUAUUUGUACUAUCGAGCUAUUGUACAGAGCGAGCUUAUAAACGACAUGAAUACAUUCAAGAAGAAGGACCUAAGGUAUGUGGGCGAUGAGCACAGUUUGAGCAAAGGACAGAAAGCAAGAAUCUGUUUAGCCAGAGCGUUGUACCAUCAUUAUAUACACAUGAGUGACUUGCUGAUAGAUUACGAGAAGGAUAUCCGAAUAAAUAAAGAGUGGCGAGAAAAAGUUAUGUUGGAAAAAUUGUACGGAACAGACAAUUCUUCGUGUAAAGAGCCAAGUGGUGUUAGAAGUGACAGUAGCAUGGGCCACCACGAGAGGGAGAAAGGAAAAAAUAUAUUAAUCAAAGGAGAAAAAGUUGGAAAAAAAAAAGAAGGAACCUAUGAUGAGCCCUUGUCACAAGAGGAGAAGUACCAACUACACGAUGCGUACCAUUCCACCAACGAUACAUUGAACGAAACUAAUAUGAUCAACGCGUCCUUACAUGGUAGUCCAGUGAAGAGUGGAAAGUAUAGGAAAGAGGAACAAGAAGGAGAUCAGAAGCAAAAUGGAAGAGGAAGUAAUGGUCAUGUUAUUAUUGGUCCAACAGGAGAAAUGUACACAGAGAAUAAUAACCUCUUCAAAAAGAACUCUCUUCUGAAGGAGUGCCUGGAGCAAGAGCAGAUGUCCUACCUUUACCUACUGGACGAUCUUUUCUGCGCAUUGGAUCCAUGUAUAUCGAAAAAUAUAUUUUACAACCUCUUCUGUAGUAAUGAUGAUGUGGAAGGCUUUAAGAGGAACUGUGCAUUUGUUCUCACAGCCAAUCAAAAUAUCUGGAAUAGCUUUCUCGAUGAAGAUAUCAUUCGGCAACUGCAGUAUGGUGUAGAAAUUUAUCGCCUGGAAGAUCGCACUUUGGUGUACGAGGGAGAUAUUCACACCUAUAUGAAAAAUAAUGGAAUCGUGGCUCAACGCGGGAAAGGUUCCAAGGAGGGAUCGUCUCCAAUCGCACCUGUCAAAGGUAACACGAACGUUUCGGCUUCGCAAACAGCGAGUAGCGGUGAAGCGGCCACAGGUAGUAGUAGUAGUAGUAGUACUAGCAGAAUGUUGGAUUUCUUCUCAGAGCAACAGAGCGGAAGAAAAUAUAGUCACAAGAACGAUAUGAAGUUUCAAAAAUUCGUAGCGUUGAAGGAGCUGAAAAGUACCUAUUCGUGCAGAAUAGAGCCAUUGGACUCUCCAUCUGUUCAUGAAUUCGGAAGGAAGUACACAACAGUAACACAGAAUUACGUGGAGAUGCCGAACGGGUAUAUAACGAACGGGUAUAUAACGAACGGGUAUAUAACGAACGCGAUGAGGAAUGUGAGCAUUAGUAGCAUUGGGAGCUUGAACAAAACUAUGAUCAACAGUUAUGCGGAGGUACUAAUAAAAGAGAAGAAGAAUGUUGAGGGUGUUGGAAAUGAUAACAGGCGUAAUCGCUCUUUCGAUGAAGACGAUAAAAUAACUUUGCAUGAGUUUGAAAAGGUUAGCAAGGUAUUGCAGGCAAAGCUAAAACAGAACUACAUCUAUGAAUACAUGGGAAAUGAGGACAAUGGAGAUGAAGGGGAAGAAGAAGAGCUACGUUUUAAGGGGAAUAUAAAGUGGGAAACAUUUGCUUGGUACCUACGUAUGAUAGGAACCCCUCUGAUAGCAGUGAUUCUAUUUUUCAUGGUAAUCUCCAUUUUUACAGACGAAAUAAAAAACAUGUUGCUCUUUAUGGCAAGUACGCUCAUUAAAAGCAAAGGACAGAGAGAAUCAGAAAUUCUAGAAAAGCAGUUAGUGUAUAUGAAGUGGUUCGUCCUUCUCCCUUGCGUGUCGUUGGUUACUACAUUAACUUCCUUCAUGUUAAUAGCCCAUGGAAUAGCAAUUUCAGCAGUUAAGGUUCAUACAGAAGUGCUCAUGAGUAUCUUAUAUGCACCCAUCCAUGCUUUUUACAGUAACAAUUUAGGAAAUAUAAUAAACAGAUUCAUAACGGAUAUAAAUGUAUUGGACAAUGGAAUUAUAAAACGAAUAUACAAGACAUUCUAUACGUUUUUUCGUUUCUUAUUUACAAUAUAUCUUCUUAAUUAUAUGGUUUAUCAGACCAUUUACGUACUUCCAAUCAUUAUUUUUCUAAUAUACGUUUGUGUGUUCCAAAGGUAUUCCAGGGGAUGCAAAGAAGCUCAGAGAGGAUACCUGAGCGCGCACGCCCCACUGUGUACCAUCUACAGUAACACCAUAUUGGGAAAGGAAAUAAUUUACCUGUACGGAAAGAGCAAACACUUUCUAGAUUUAUAUUCCAAGGGAGUCUUCAAUUAUAAGAAUUAUACCAUCUUCAAGUGGUGUCUAACAAUAUGGGCCUCCCUAUAUGUACAGCUCAUCGUGUUAUGUUUAACAUCUUUUUAUAUAAUAUACCCGUACGUAUUGGAACCAUACCUUGGAGACAAGAAGGACCCACAUUUUAUGAACGAGGAGAAAAAUGCAAACACCAUUGGCUACUGCAUUACGUUCUCAUGCAGUUUAGGUUUUAUAAUUAAGUCUCUUCUCUAUGAUUACACUCAUGUGGAGAAGGAAAUGUGUAGCACGCAACGCCUGGAGGAGUGCUCGCAGAUGUUCAAGGAGCAGGUGAAUUACGAUGAUAAGGAAGGUAUGCUUCCCACGCAGAUGCUAACGAUGCAGACAGCAUCUACGCAAGUACCAGUGGUGAAAGACACACCGCCGAUGUGUGCACCGGAAAACGGAAAAGCAAAAUAUGGACUGCACUUCGAAAAUGUCUUCGUCAGCUACAAGAAAAAAAUAUUUAUAGACAGAUCACGCAACCUGUACUACUACGCGAACGAAAAAUCUUGUCUAAGGAAUUUGAACCUAUACGCACUGAAGGGUCAGAAGAUUGGCAUCGUAGGAAGAUCGGGAGCAGGAAAGAGCACCACCAUUCUCUCCGUACUAGGUCUCAUCCCGACAACCAGGGGUACCAUAUCCAUCGAGGGUAGAGAUAUCAAGACGAUGACUCUGGAAGAAAGAAAAAAUACCAUUGGUCUCCUACCACAAUCUUCUUUUGUAUUUUUUCACUGGAAUAUACGUACCUACAUAGAUCCCUACAAGAACUUCACAGACAAUGAAAUUAUGGAUGCUUUUAAAUUAAUAGGUAUAAACUUACAAAUGGAGGAUUUAUACAAAUACAUAUACAAGCAAAAGAAGAGAGCAUCUCAGGAUGGUAGACGUGUGUAUAACGGUAGGGACAAGUUCGACAAGAGUAAGUCCUCUUCCACCGUAGCCAACUCCUUAUCCCUCUCGGAUGAUUGCAUUCGUUAUUUAGCAUUGGUGCGAAUCUUUCUAAAUAGACAUAACUACAAGCUUGUUUUAAUAGAUGAGAUACCUGUCCUUAACUUAAACCUAAGCAACAGUAAUACAAAUAAUUUUUUCUCCAGUGAUGUUAAGUCUUUUGAAUAUAUUAUACGCAACUACUUCUCGCACAUCACUGUGUUAAUUAUUGCGCAUGAUGUGAGCACCCUGUCUUGUUGCGACUUCAUUUACGUGGUGGCAAAAGGCGAAGUCUCUUACAAAUGUAGCUACUCAGAUAUCAAGACCCAGGCGGCGCUGGCUGCGCUCAUUCAGAAGCAGACGGAGUGA
Plasmodium knowlesi strain H is the source of this 6051-nucleotide messenger RNA. Its product is annotated as ABC transporter C family member 2, putative. Gene Ontology annotation, cellular component: membrane. Bases 1 to 6051 code for a protein of 2016 amino acids. Gene Ontology annotation, molecular function: ATP hydrolysis activity; ATP binding; ABC-type transporter activity. Lineage: Eukaryota; Apicomplexa; Aconoidasida; Haemosporida; Plasmodiidae. The transcript has a single exon. The record is from RefSeq and is a predicted model, not a curated record. Gene Ontology annotation, biological process: transmembrane transport.